AUGGAGAAUGGUAGUACAGACGAACAUUGUUUUACUACACCAAUCUUAAUUCUCACAACCUUUGGCUUCGUCUCUGAUAAACCACCAGAUAGUCCAUUUUCUGACGCAACAUCGAUCUUAAAACCAACAAAUAGUGGAGAAGUAUGCAAUUUACCGUACAAAGUACGUAAUUAUACUUGGGAUAUGUACUUUUGCUACAGAGGUUCUUGUCCGACAGCAACUAGUACAAACAGUGCAUGUGCAUCAGGACAAUAUGCUGGAUUACAGUUGUUUGAUAAUAACAUACAAACUUUUCAAUUGAAGACUGAAUCAAGUGGUAUUAAUGGUAUAAACGAACAAUCUCUUAUUUAUUAUUAUUAUAUGCCAAAUAUUAGUCAAAAAAGUAUUACAGUACGUAAAGAAGAAGUAAGUGGUAGUAAUGACAUAAUUGACAUUGUUACAAGUAGUCCAUAUAAUGGAUGGAUCAAACGUCAAAUAUUAUUCAAUGCAACAAUGUCUGGUUAUAAACUCUAUUUCGAUCUACAGAAAAUAUCAUCGGAAAUGUCUUUAAUUGAUAUUGGAUUGGAUGAAAUAUCAAUUCGACAAAUCAGUCGUGAUGAUGAAUAUGUAACUACUGAUACUUUAACAACAAUAACAACUCCAAUUAUUGAUAUUGUCAGUUCCUCAGUACCAAUGAUCCACACAUCAAUGUUGAUUGUACCUGAUAUUUCAACAACUAAAAAGCUCGAAACCACAGAAGCAGAAAUUGUUACUUUAACAGUAGUUAGUUCAAAUCAAGUCCUGUACGAAUGUGACUUUGAUAAUGCUUCUUUAAUUGACAAUUGUUUCACUCCAGGAACAAUUGUUGUUACAAAUAUAGGAAAUUCGAAUGUCAUAGCACCAAAUGGACCAUUAUCAGAUGUAACUUCAAGCUUGGAACCGACAGAUAACGGAGAAGUAUGCAAAUUACCCUAUCAAAUUGAUUCAUAUGAUUGGGACAUGUAUUUUUGUAACGAAGGUUAUUGUCCAACAGAAACUAGUUCAAAUAGUACAUGUAAAUCAGGCAAAUUUGGUUUUGUGCAAUUACUUACAAAUGAUAAAAAAUCUUUUCAACUUAAAACUGAAUCUGAUGGAAUCAAUGGUAUAGGUCAACAAUGUCUUAUUUAUUACUAUUACAUGGACGCCACGAAUGACAAGAUUAUCACCAUAAAUAAGGAGGAAACGAAUGGUACAAUGGAGAUUAUUGAUUCGGUAACAAGGAGUCCGUUCAAUGGAUGGAUACAACGUAAAAUAUCUUUCAAUACUGAAGCAUUUGGUUAUAAAAUAUAUUUUGAAGUACAGAGAACAUCUGGAGUUCGAGAACCUUAUGUAGGAUUUGAUGAAAUUUCGAUUCAUCAAGGCAGUUGUGAUAAUACAUUGGUUACUAACGAUCUAAUGACAUCAAAAAUAUCGGAUGUUUCGAGCAGUAUUUUUAUAACAACUCUACAAACAACAAUGAGAACAUCAACUGUUAUAUCAUUGGUAACUACAACUCUAACAGACAGUACUACGACCAUAUUAUCGACAACUAAUGAUACAACCAGUAUCACAACAUCUACCAGCACGAAAACUGAUUUAUCAGUGAUACCUACGACUACGAGUGAUGAUAACGUAGCUGCUUCCAAUAAUAAAACUUUAAUUAUUAUUUUGUCUACUGUCAUUCCUGCUGUUUCAAUUGCAUGGAUUAUCCUCAUUUUAUGGUUAAAAAAGUCAACUUUCAAAAAUCGUCGUCGUCGUCGUUCAAAGAAACGAAAACAUGCAUCAAAAACUGUUUUAGAACUGAAUCGUGUUGCACCUGUUUAA
This is a messenger RNA of Rotaria sordida, 1821 nucleotides long. Lineage: Eukaryota; Metazoa; Rotifera; Eurotatoria; Philodinida; Philodinidae. The record is from the annotation of a GenBank genome assembly.